UGCGAAAUCGGUGGACGAGUAAAUUCAUCGCCAUGAGUCUGACCCUGCGUACGCUGGGCCGCCACGCUUGCCGCGUCAAGAAGGACGUGGUCUUCCGCGUCGCUUCGUCGGCCGCCGCCAGCGGCGCGUACGAGACCAAGACGCAGAUCCCGCCGCCGGCGCCGUACACGGGUCUCUUCAGCACCAACUUUGACGUGACGGAGCCCAAGCACAAGGCGCGCAUGGAGCGCUGGAAGUGGCUCCUCGAGCUCCUCGGGUACUUUAACGAAGAAGCCACGAUGACGUCCAAGUCGGCGCUGCUCUUCAACAGCUGCGUGAACCAGGCCGCGCACCCGAGCUUCUACCGCGCGCUCGACUUGCCGGCGGACUUUCGGUCGCAGCAAGCGCUCUUGAUCCUGCAUGUGUGGAUUGCGCACCGCCGUCUCAUUGCGUCCAAGACGCCCAACACGCCCAAGGAGAAGAUCGACCCUGGCAAGCUCCUCCAAGAAGCGCUCUUUGAUCGGCUCUGGGAAGACACGACGGUCCGGAUCCGCAACCAGAACGUCUCGGAGCUCACGGUCAACAAGCAUCUGCACGAAGUCCAGCAGCGCAGCUUCAACCAGUGCGUCGCGUACGACCAGUACUUUGCCGCGAACGGCGCCAAGCGGUCGCUCAGCGAAGCCAUCUCCAAGCACGUGCUCAACGUCGAGCCGUCGGCCAAGCCGAGCCAGACCGCCCUUCUCACGGCGUACGUCCAGCGCGAGCUCAAGACAAUGCAAAAGCUGCCACUGGAAGUGCUCGAGACGGGCGACCUGCCGUGGGGCCCGCCGCUGGCCAACCCGAGCAACAUGAGCUACGACGACGACGAGUUCGACCUCAUCGGCCAGCGCUACGGCAACUGGCGCAGCGCCCUCGACGUCCGCGGCACGCGCUACUUUUGGAACAUGACGACGCGCUUCUCGUCGUGGGACAAGCCGACCAAGGACACGAAAUAGAGUUAACUUCGAGCAUCCAAUCUGUCGCUUCGCUAAGCGUCGUUGUCGUCGUCGUGUGCGAGGACUUGUCGUAGCAAGUUGGACGGCAGGUUCUCGCUCGGUCAAUGUCGCGCGCAGCUCUGAAGCGGCUGUCGAAGGACGGCGGUAAAGCAGGAGCACGUGUCAAGCCUCCUCCAUGUGGCGCCGUCAUUUCGAUCCUCAUCUGCCUCCCUACAGCCGCACCACCGAGUCCGCUCUUCGGUCGGAGGAGGAAGCCCGUGCCGCGAUCGCCAUGCAGCAUUUGAUGAGCUUCAAAGCUGCAUGCGUCCACCGAGUCAUGACCGUCGAAUGAGCCUCCGACCGUGCACACAUGCCACAGUCAUCUUCAUUCAAGUGUGUACCUUGGUACCAGG
Molecule: messenger RNA, 1366 nt
Organism: Saprolegnia diclina VS20
Lineage: Eukaryota; Oomycota; Saprolegniomycetes; Saprolegniales; Saprolegniaceae
Exons: 2
Coding region: 33-974 (313 amino acids)
Biological process (GO): mitochondrial respiratory chain complex III assembly
Cellular component (GO): mitochondrion
Molecular function (GO): protein binding
Source: RefSeq, a predicted model, not a curated record